GGGGCCGCCAUUUUGUGUCAGGGCUGGCGGGAAAGGCGGGAAAGAAGGCAGCGGGCAGGCGGCGGGCAGGUACUGAGCGCAGCCCCAGCGCGGCCGCCGCCGCGCACCACACGCCUUUCAGCGGCCUCGAACGCAGCCCCUGAGGAGCGGGCAGCAUGGCCCGCACCAAGCAGACGGCCCGCAAGUCCACGGGCGGUAAAGCACCGCGCAAGCAGCUGGCCACCAAGGCGGCCCGCAAGAGCGCCCCGUCCACCGGCGGCGUCAAAAAGCCGCACCGAUACCGGCCCGGCACUGUGGCGCUGAGGGAGAUCCGGCGGUACCAGAAAUCCACAGAGCUGCUGAUCCGCAAGCUGCCCUUCCAGCGCCUGGUGCGUGAGAUCGCCCAGGACUUCAAGACUGAUCUGCGCUUCCAGAGCGCCGCCAUCGGAGCACUGCAGGAGGCGAGCGAGGCGUACCUGGUGGGGCUGUUUGAGGACACCAACCUGUGCGCCAUCCACGCCAAGCGUGUCACCAUCAUGCCCAAGGACAUCCAGCUGGCACGGCGCAUCCGCGGCGAGCGUGCCUGAGGGGUCAGGCCCCAAACCCGCCCCAUAUCCACACUUGGGGGGGUCAGACCCCAAACCCGCCCCAUAUCCACACCUGGGGGGGGUCAGACCCCAAACCCGCCCCAUAUCCACACCU
Molecule: messenger RNA, 681 nt
Organism: Lagopus muta (rock ptarmigan)
Lineage: Eukaryota; Metazoa; Chordata; Aves; Galliformes; Phasianidae
Product: histone H3.3A-like
Cellular component (GO): nucleosome
Molecular function (GO): protein heterodimerization activity; structural constituent of chromatin; DNA binding
Source: RefSeq, a predicted model, not a curated record